AUGGCGUCGGACCCCCAGCGCGUCAAGCUCCUCUGCAGCUUUGGCGGCAAGAUCUCUCCGCGAUUCGGCCGCGAUCGCGACCUCUACGCUAAGCUUAGCCAGGUCCUCAACGGCCCUAUCUCUUCCGUCAAGUACCAGCUCCCUGGCGAGGAUCUCGAUGCCCUAAUCUCGAUCUCGUCGCAGGAGGAUCUCGAUAACAUGAUGGAGGAGUUCGAUCGGAUCAGCGAGAUGGCGACCGAUGGAUCCGCGAGGAUGCGGGUCUUUCUGUCGUCGGCGGCGGAUGAGAGCGAGAUGGUGGAUACGGGACAGAGUUAUAUCGAUGCCGUGAACGGGAUCGGGCUUAAGAGGAAGGAUAGCUUGGUGAGUGCUAGCUCGAGCGAAGGUAUGUCGCCUUCGAUCUCGUCCCCUACUUAUGGUUCGACUAGUCAAGAUCUGUCAAGGCUAGGAUUUGGCAGGGAGGAAGCCCUGGUUUAUGACAGAGCAGAGCCGCAGCAGGUUCAGUUUUUUAACCCGAGUUAUAAUGUUGUUAAUUUUCCGGGUGGUCAGCAUUAUGGUCAUCCUGUUUGUGUUAAUGCCGCUUCGAUGGUUUCGAUUGGGGGUAAUCUUAACGCGGUGCAGGGUAAAAUGGAACCUUUGAUAGUUGUCGGAGAUCGAAUGGGUGUCGUUGAGGGGAAUUUGAGGCCUAAUCAGGGUAAAGUGGAGGCUUUUGUGGAGGAGAACUUGUAUAGAUUUGAUCAGGGUAGUAAUAAUGGUAAUAGUAGCAGUAGCAGUAACCAUAACAAUAGUAAGGGUUUCUAUCAUCAACCUUUGAGCCAGUUGCCGCCAUUGCACCCUACGCAUAUUCAGCAACCCCCCAAUAUGUAUGCUCCCCCAUUGCGCCAGUAUCCGCAUCAGAUGUUGAGAUUGAAUGACUGUCAAAUGUGUCAGAAGGCAUUGCCACAUGCACAUUCUGAUACUCUAAUAAAUGAUCAUGUGAAUGGAAGUGGGAAUGGGUCUGGAAGCAGUGGCAUUCAUGAUGCUAGGCCGGUGCUCCAGAGCCAUCACUCUGAGGACCCAACAAGGCUGCUGGCUUCACUCAGGCCAGAAAACACAGUGGAGCACAGAGUUGAGACAGGCACUGUUGCAGCUAGUCAGUUUUAUCGUCAUCAUGAGAAUGAGAGGAUAAUUCACCCAAACAUGGAGGCUCUAGAUCAUGCAAAGGGGUUGCACCCAACAGGGAUUGUUGGAGGGGCUGACCCAAAUAGGCUGCAAGCUCCUCCCAGGGUUGUUAAUGGCUCUGGGGCAGACAGUGAUCCUAAGACUGAGACACCACAGACAGGGAGGCAGUUUGCAGCCAUUGGGUGCGCACAGGAGGGCUUGCAUCCCCAUGAGCAAGAGAGGUUAUUGCAUCCGAAUGCAGAAGCUCCUGAUUCUGCUAAGGUUUCACACCCACAUAAUGCAGGUAGUGGAGCCUUGGCAGACAGUACGGUGGAAUCCAAGGUUGAGAACAUGCCUACUUCGUCUCAAUUUGUGGCCUAUGGAUUCACCCAAAUUCCCAAGAUACCACAGCCGCAUGAUCAUGAGAGAUUGCUAGUUAAUCCAAAUGCGCCAGCUGUGAUUGGAUUGCCUGUCGGCACACACGCAUCAUAUGUGUGGGCUACAGAUCCUUCAUAUUCCCAUUUUACCGAUCCUUUUCAGUCAAUGUCACAGAAUGUGGCACCACCUCCUAAUCUGUCUAAGCAAGAUGAUGGAACUAAACAAAAUGCUAGCAUACUCAAGAAUGGGAAUAUAAAUGCAGCAGAACCUCCAAGCAGAGUUUCUCUCCCAGAAAUUUCACACGACAAUGUUAGACCUAUAAAUGGGAUGAUGGAGAGUCUCCAUGUGAGUACAUUUGAACCUUCACCAAUCACAGAACAUUCCAGAGCAACAGCCACAGUUAAUCGUUGUGUCCCACUGUUGAAGCCUGAGAACUCCACAUCGAUGGCAGAGAACAAUCAUACGUUCAAACCACAAGUUGGAGGUAAUGCCGUGUUUCUUGGUAAUUCUUACAUCAUGUCUGGGAUUUGUCCCGAUGGGAACUCUUCUGGACCAAAAAACCAGCUCCAAACUCCCUCCAUAGAUUUAAAGCCUGCACAUCCCCCAGUGACUGCAGAUAACACUCAAGCGUUCAGAUCACAAGCUGGAGGUAAUGCAGUAUAUCUUGGGAAUUCAUUUAUUGCUGCUGGAAUUGUUCCAGAGGGAAGCUCUAUUAGACCAAUCAGUCAAAUGCCACCUUCCUCAUUUGGUUUUACCCACUUGCGGCCUCUGCAGCCUUCUGAGACCAGCCAGGCACGGCUUGUGAUGACUAAUCACGGACCAUUGUUUUCUUAUAAUCAGGAAAUUAGGGGUCGACCAGAAGUUCUGAAUGAACAGUUACAUUUGAUGCCAUCGUACUCUUGUAGCAUUACUCCUGCCUAUAACAAUAUCAAUGUCAUUAACACGGUGGGCAUUGGACACCAGAACAGUGAGGGUUCCUUGUUCCAGCCUAAUAAUGUGCCCAACAACGUAGCUUCCCCUCCAAAUGGUACCGCUUCCUGUCAGUAUUCAACUUCUGGUGGCAGUAAUGGGCAUGCAGAACAGUCUCAAGGACCAAUUCCCUCAGGCUCAUUAUUCUGCAACCAGGAUCCUCAAAAAAUAGUGGGGAACAUGGAGGUGGUGCCCCCAAGAAUUAACAAAGUGCCUAGCAAAGAGUUCGUUGCCCCCAAGGAUGCUUGCACAGAAAGUCAUUUGGUCAAUAGCAAAGGUUCGGAUGAAGCUGUGCUUGCAGAGGAAGGUGGGUUUCACCACCUACAGAAUCCCACAAACAAGGACUUGCGCAUGGAGCCUGUCCAAUUCGUGCAGGGAGAGGAUCAUAAUAAACAAGAAGUGCAAGGAUUAGCAGAUCAAGUAAUUGCUUCAGUAAUUCAGCCCUCUCUUCAUUCUGCACCUCUCAUCUUCCCUCCUGAAAGAAUGGAAUCUGAUCUUCUACCCAAUGGAGAAACUGGAUUUGUUGAGACCAAUUCACUCAUACAGUGCGUAACAGCAGUACCUGAUCCAAAAACUGAGGUCGUCAUGAGCAAACAGGCAGAUAAGAUGAACUUCGGUUUCCCAUUCACAGAUGACAUGGGUCACCUCCAGAUAAUAAAGAACGGAGAUCUUGAAGAACUGCGAGAAUUGGGUUCUGGAACAUUUGGUACAGUGUAUCAUGGGAAAUGGAGGGGUUCUGAUGUUGCAAUAAAAAGGAUUAAUGAAAGAUGUUUUGCUGGGAAACCAUCAGAAGAAGAACGCAUGAGGGCUGAUUUCUGGAAUGAGGCUUGUAAGCUUGCUGAUCUGCACCAUCCAAAUGUUGUGGCCUUUUAUGGUGUUGUUCUAGAUGGACCUGGUGGUUCUUUUGCAACAGUGACUGAGUUCAUGGUCAACGGUUCACUUCGACGUGCUUUGCAGAAAAAUGACAAGUCACUUGAUAAACGAAAACGCCUUCUAAUUGCAAUGGAUGUGGCAUUUGGGAUGGAGUAUUUGCAUGGUAGAAAUAUUAUACACUUUGACUUGAAAAGUGACAAUUUGCUUGUCAACUUGAGAGAUCCUCAACGUCCAAUAUGCAAGGUUGCUGAUCUUGGCCUUUCCAAAGUAAAGUGCCAAACUCUAAUUUCUGGCGGUGUGCGAGGAACACUUCCCUGGAUGGCUCCAGAGCUUCUAGAUGGUGGCAGUACUCUAGUAUCAGACAAGGUUGAUGUAUUCUCUUUUGGCAUUGUGAUGUGGGAGCUUCUCACUGGAGAGGAACCUUAUGCUGACUUGCACUAUGGAGCCAUAAUAGGUGGGAUUGUGAGCAAUACCCUUCGGCCUCCAGUUCCUGAAUCUUGUGAUCCCGAGUGGAGAUCCUUGAUGGAGCAAUGCUGGUCAGCUGAGCCAGCUGAGAGGCCCAACUUCACGGAGAUUGCUAGCAGGUUGCGUUCUAUAGCAGCAUCUCUUCCUCAAAACUGAUAAAAAAAAACCCAAAGCAUCACCCACCCAAUUUUGCAAGUACAGAUGGAAAAAUGAUUAUAACUACUUAUUAUUAGGGUGCUCUUGACCUUUCCUGUGCCUUCUAGAACUAAGAUUCUGGUGGUGACCCUUCAUAGAAGAAUGUAAAGAGUGAAUCAUCACUUGUGAAUAUAAUUCGUUGAACGUUGUUUAAUUUUUUGUCUAGGGAGUGUCCUUGUUUGUUAAAGACGCUUAUCAGUGGUUCUUUUAUUUGUUUGAUUCAAUUGAACUUCAAAUAUUGCGAGCCUGUUUGUUCGUUAUACUCGUUAUUGUAGUAAUAUUAAGAGUUAUGGUCGACUGUAAGCAGACGUCUUUUCUUUUUGUUGUUGCUGUUGGAAUGGAAUGCAAUUGCACGGAAUUCAA
This is a messenger RNA of Asparagus officinalis (garden asparagus), 4380 nucleotides long. RefSeq lists its product as uncharacterized. Gene Ontology annotation, molecular function: protein binding; ATP binding; protein kinase activity. The record is from RefSeq and is a predicted model, not a curated record. Gene Ontology annotation, biological process: protein phosphorylation; signal transduction. Bases 1 to 3978 code for a protein of 1325 amino acids. Gene Ontology annotation, cellular component: cytoplasm. NCBI's taxonomy places the organism in Eukaryota, Viridiplantae, Streptophyta, Magnoliopsida, Asparagales, Asparagaceae. The transcript is spliced from 9 exons.